Ananas comosus (pineapple) is the source of this 2489-nucleotide messenger RNA. RefSeq names its product bifunctional purine biosynthesis protein PurH. NCBI's taxonomy places the organism in Eukaryota, Viridiplantae, Streptophyta, Magnoliopsida, Poales, Bromeliaceae. The coding region runs from base 288 to 2141 and encodes 617 amino acids. The record is from RefSeq and is a predicted model, not a curated record. Gene Ontology annotation, molecular function: phosphoribosylaminoimidazolecarboxamide formyltransferase activity; IMP cyclohydrolase activity. Gene Ontology annotation, biological process: 'de novo' IMP biosynthetic process. Gene Ontology annotation, cellular component: cytosol. The transcript has 13 exons.
GGCUACAUUCCCUAUCCGUCCCCCCCUACUCAAUCCAUCACCGCUCCACCGCCGCCAACGCCAACAACGCUUCCGACGACGCGUCUCUACACCGCCUACAGCCGCCUCUUCUCCUUCUCCUUCUCCUUCUCCUUCUUAGGGUAAAAACAAAACCAACCCCUCUCUCUCUCGAUUUCCUCCUCUAAAACCAAACGAACCUCUCUUCCCCCCCUCCCUCACCCUCUUUCUAGGGUUUUCGAGGGUAUAUCUCGUCUCUCUCUCUCUCUCUCUCUCUCUCUCUCUCUCUAAUGGCUGCUAUUCUCCGCUCCGCCACUCCGCUCUUCAACGGCUGUCGCGGCUGCUGCUGCUGCUCCGCCUCCGGCGACGGCGGCGCUGCUCGACUCUCUUCAGCGCCCGCCAAGGUGUCUUGCAUUGGAAGCUUGAGCUCGGCUCGAAUUCGUUCAAGAGUGUUUGUUUCCAGCAUCUCUUCGAUGGAAGCAUCCUCGUCACAAAUACCCAGUGCUAGCAACACCCAGCCUAUGACUAGUACAACUAUGGAGGCUCUACAUAUUUCUCCUCGUCCGAAGCAAGCAUUGAUAUCAUUGUCAGAUAAGACAGAUCUUGCUUUCCUUGGAAAUGGUCUCCAAAACUUAGGUUAUCAUAUUGUCUCAACUGGCGGGACUGCAUCUGCUUUAGAAAAAGCUGGAGUUACUGUCACGAAAGUUGAAAGUAUAACCAAUUUUCCAGAAAUGUUAGAUGGUAGAGUGAAAACUUUGCAUCCUGGCAUACAUGCUGGUAUCCUUGCUCGAAGAGAUCAAAAGCAUCAUAUGGAAGCCUUGGAUAAGCAUAACAUUGGUUUAUUCGAUAUAGUGGUUGUGAAUUUGUACCCAUUCUACGAUAAAGUUACUUCUAUUGGUGGAGUUACAUUUGAGGAUGGGAUUGAGAAUAUUGACAUUGGUGGUCCUACCUUGAUCAGAGCUGCUGCUAAGAAUCAUGCAGAUGUUUUGGUUGUGGUUGAUUAUAAAGACUAUCCUGCAGUCUUAGAAUUUCUACAAGGGCAGCAAGAUGAUCAGGGUUUUCGCAAGAAGCUGGCGUGGAAGGCUUUCCAGCAUGUUGCUUCUUAUGAUUCAGCAGUUUCAGAGUGGCUGUGGAGGCAGUCGGCAGGAGGAGAUAAAUUUCCCCCCAACCUAACAGUGCCUUUAUCCCUGAGGUCUCCACUUCGAUAUGGAGAAAAUCCUCAUCAAAAGGCUGCAUUUUAUGAGGAUAAGAGUCUUUCCGUGGUGAAUUCUGGAGGUAUUGCUACUGCUACACAACAUCAUGGGAAGGAAAUGUCUUACAAUAACUAUUUAGAUGCGGAUGCUGCUUGGAAUUGUGUAUCGGAGUUCAAAAACCCCACCUGUGUCAUCGUGAAGCAUACAAAUCCAUGCGGAGUAGCAUCUCGCCAAGAUAUUCUUGAGGCAUACAGGCUAGCUGUGAAGGCAGAUCCUGUUAGCGCAUUUGGUGGAAUAGUUGCCUUUAACACAACAAUUGACGAGGAUCUUGCGAGGGAAAUCCGAGAAUUUAGGAGCCCAACAGAUGGUGAAACUCGAAUGUUUUAUGAGAUAGUGGUAGCACCUAAGUACACAGAAAAGGGUCUUGAGGUCUUACGAGGUAAGUCGAAGACUUUGAGAAUCCUUGAAGCAAAAAAGAGUGGAAGUGGGAUGCUCUCUCUCCGGCAAGUUGGUGGCGGUUGGUUGGCCCAAGAGUCUGACGAUUUAACCCCUGAAGAUAUUAAAUUUAAUGUAAUGUCUCAAAGAGUUCCACAAGAAAAUGAGCUUUCUGAUGCAAAGUUUGCAUGGCUUUGUGUCAAGCAUGUUAAGAGUAAUGCCAUCGUAAUAGCCAAGAAUAACUGUAUGUUGGGAAUGGGAAGUGGGCAACCAAAUAGAUUGGAGAGCUUAAGAAUUGCUUUUCGGAAAGCUGGCGAAGAAGCUAAGGGAGCCGCUCUGGCCAGCGAUGCCUUUUUCCCAUUUGCGUGGAACGACGCAGUUGAAGAAGCGUGCCAGAAUGGCGUAACCGUGAUCGCCGAACCGGGCGGGAGUAUGCGGGAUAAUGAUGCUGUGGAAUGUUGCAACAAGUAUGGGGUGGCUCUUCUCUUCACCAAUGUGAGGCAUUUUAAGCAUUAAUAUGCAUGGAGAGAUUCCCUCAACUAUAAGCUAUAUAGUGAUUAAUAGCUAAAGGUAUUAAUUCUAAAGAAACCGACUCAAAUAACUCGAAUCAAAAUAAAUGAAAAUUGAGGGGAAGUUAGUGAAAAAAAAAGAAAGAAAUACUUUUCAUUGGCCUAUUUCAAAAUGGCCCUGCAGUUGCUCCGCCUCACAUUGUGUGGCUCUAAUAAAAUCUAUGAAUUAUAAGCAUGUCCUGGCAAGGAUUCUAUGUAUUUGGAAUCAUAAAUUUUGGUGGUUUAAUGUUAAAUGCAUUUUCUUUUUGUCAAAUUCAUAAAUUAUUGAAUUCAUGCAUUGUUUUUAACUUAAUUA